CCGCAACUACUAGUAAAACCAGUGUUCCUUAUAUUUAUAGGAUCUUUCUGACUUUUAUCACAUUCCUGUCUCUCUUAUACCACUUUGUACAGAAAAGGGAAUCUCUUAUCUUCUUUCUUCAUCUCUCAUUCCUCGCUGUCCGAAUUUCCUUCAGCUCUUUCAUUUGCUUCAGCUACAAGCUUUCUCCGAUCCCUACUCUAUUUUCCUCAGAUCAACUCCGAUCGUUCCGAUCUCACAAUCGGUGGUUGCCGGAAGCACGGUGAUCGGCGGACGAAAUCGGCGAGGCUCCGGCGGUGAUCGGUGAUACAAAGCGCUUCUGCUCAUAAAGGAUUUUGCGAUGGGGACUAUGCAAGGGCCAGUGAUUUGCCCGACGGUGAGCGCGAAGCAAGCCGGUUCUUACACUAUGCCGAUGGUAGGCCCUUUGUUGAAGGUCAGGCUUCUUAGAAGCGAGCUGUGGGGGUUUAAGGCAAUCAGUGGUUGCAGCACUAAGGCAGGCUUUGAUUAUCGUCCUCGACAUGUGAGGAAAUGCACAAGAGUGCAUUGUACUUACAGUUCUUCGUCAAAUGGGAAUGGAAGCAUGGCGGAGAAUUUUAAUGAAAAUGAUGAAGACUAUGUCAACUCUAGCGUACUUGAAGCCGUUGAGGUGAAGAGUGGAGCUGAUGGGUUCAUGAUCAAAAUGAGGGAUGGCAGACAUAUGAGGUGUGUCCAUAACAACCCUCAAGGUGGCCAUCUGCCAGACUAUGCUCCACAUCCUGCAAUUGUAUUGAAGAUGGAAGAUGGGACUGGCCUUCUUCUCCCGAUCAUUGUUUUGGAAAUGCCUAAUGUGUUGCUCAUGGCAGCAGUGCGCAAUGUUCCUAUUGCUAGGCCAACUAUGUAUCAAGUGGUGAGGGAAAUGAUUGACAAGAUGGGCUAUGAGGUCCAACUUGUUAGAGUCACUAAGAGAGUGCAUGAAGCAUAUUUUGCUCAGUUAUACCUCAGAAAGGUGGGUAGCGAGACAGAGUUUGUCAGCUUUGACCUUCGGCCUUCAGAUGCCAUCAACAUUGCAGUAAGAUGCAAGGUUCCAAUACAAGUUAACAAGUAUCUGGCAUACAGUGAUGGUAUGAGAGUUAUCGAAUCUGGAAAGCUCUCUACGCAUUCCCCUGCUUCAGAUGGCUUAUUGUUUACUGAACUGGAUCGGCCAAAUGGUCAGCCAUGCAUUGAAACAAAGGAGUUUAACCUUGUGCGUAACAUGCUAAUUGCUGCUGUUGAGGAACGUUACAAAGAUGCUGCUCAGUGGAGGGACAAACUCCUCCAAUUUCGUGCUAAAAAGAACUUCGCAUAGCAAGGUUGGAAAGAUGGCCCCGGAGGUUUAGAACAUUUGUACAUAGACACCAUUCCUCCGAUCGCACUCCUAGUUCGCACGCCUCUUCUCUUCCACUAUAUAUACGCAUGUAAAAGGCUUGUGAAUAUCUAGCUAUAUAUACAUAAUUAGUAUGUAGAGAAGAAGUUACUGGCAGUGUAAUGAUCAAGGCAGAUGGCACCCGUCAGUUUCUGUUUAUUAUAUGUUCCGUCACUUAUAACAGCUAAUUGAUCUUUUAAUGGCUGAUGUUGCAUCUCACUGGUGACC
Messenger RNA from Argentina anserina (silverweed cinquefoil), 1606 nucleotides. RefSeq names its product bifunctional nuclease 1. The transcript is spliced from 11 exons. The coding region runs from base 338 to 1321 and encodes 327 amino acids. Gene Ontology annotation, biological process: protein ubiquitination. Gene Ontology annotation, cellular component: VCB complex; nucleus. Gene Ontology annotation, molecular function: nuclease activity. The record is from RefSeq and is a predicted model, not a curated record. Lineage: Eukaryota; Viridiplantae; Streptophyta; Magnoliopsida; Rosales; Rosaceae.